AUGAUUAGCAGGGAGAGAGACAGAUAUGGAGAUAGGGAGCGGCAAAGAGACAAAGAGACAAAUAGACACAGAGAAGGGCAUCGCUUGAAGCGGAAGUGCAGCAGCAACAGCAGCAGCAGCAGCAGCAGCAGCAGCAGCCAUAGUUGGGGCUUCCCACAGGCACAGUGCAUGCAGCAGCAGCAGCAGCACUACUACCACUACGCCUACGAGCCGCAGCAGCAGCUGCUGCACAGCCACCACCAGCACCAGCAGCACUACCGCCGGCAGCAGCACCAGCAGCAGCAGCACCAGCGGCAGCAGCAGCAACAGCAGCAACAGCAGCAGUUCCUCUACAGCCCUGCUUCUUGUAGUACAAUAGCUCCCAGGGAUAUUUCAUCCAGCAGCAGCAGCAGCACGAGAAGCAGCAGCAGCAACAGACCUGAAAUUAGCACCAACUGCAAACACGAAGCAGCUGCAGCAGCAGCAGCAAGAACGGCGGAAGCAACUGCAGCAGCAGCACAGGGAGGAGCAGCAAGAGCUUUUCAUGAGGCUGCAGAAUGCAGCCAUGAUGCAGCAGCAGCAGCAGCUGCUGCUGCUGCUGCAGUAGAUACACCAACAGCAGCAGGAGCACCAGAAAGUGCAGCAGCAACAGCAGAGGGUGCAGCAGGUGCAGCAGCAAGCGCAGCAGCAGCUGCAGCAGCAUCACCUGCAGUGGACAAUGCAGCAGCAUCACCUGAAGUGGACAAUGCAGCAGCAGAACCAGCAACAGCAAGUGCAGCAGCAGGCGCAGCAGCAGCACGCGGAGCAGAUACUGCAGCAGCAGCAGCAGCACCCGCAGCAAGAAGUGCAGCAGCAGCAGCACCCGCAGCAAGAAGUGCAGCAGCAGCAGCAGCAGCAGCAGUAGCUGAUGUUUACAAAAUGACCGAAGGCGAAGUUCGGGUGUAUGCGCAGCAGCUGCAGGGGCUGACGAAAGUGCUGCUGCAGAACUUGGGGUGUAUGUACACCACAGCAGCAGCAGAAAUCGAAAGAAAAAACAAAAGGCUAGCAGCACAAGAAAAAGAAAUAAACAGACUCAAACUAAUGCUCAAGCAGCGGAAGGACAAGGGCCUCUAG
Molecule: messenger RNA, 1092 nt
Organism: Eimeria tenella
Lineage: Eukaryota; Apicomplexa; Conoidasida; Eucoccidiorida; Eimeriidae
Exons: 1
Coding region: 1-1092 (363 amino acids)
Source: RefSeq, a predicted model, not a curated record